AUGGUUGCAGAGGUUUUGGAGUUGGGAAUGGGCAUGAGUCUUGUAACUUCUUUCGCUGGUAUGAUGUGGAGAAACCACAUGGAUGGCAAUAUCUUGCCUUACAGGAGAUGGCAAUAUCUUGCCUUACAGGAGGCGAGAGAAAUAAUGCAGGAGCAGAAAGAAGAGAUUGCAAAUCUGAGGGCCAAGGUAAGAUCAUUAACUCAUGAAUGCUCCAGCGAAUUUUCAAGGGAACUAGAAGAUGAAAUGAAGGAGAAAGGUGAAGAAUGUGAAGCUCUCAAAAGGGAAGUGUUGAUUCUAAGUGAGAGGAGCUCUAUGCUUCGUAAUUCUCUUGUUGCUUCAUAUGUUGGAUUUGGUGUGGUUGUUGGAGGGAUAAUGGUGAUGUCGAGGUGGUGA
Molecule: messenger RNA, 393 nt
Organism: Brassica napus (rape)
Lineage: Eukaryota; Viridiplantae; Streptophyta; Magnoliopsida; Brassicales; Brassicaceae
Exons: 1
Coding region: 1-393 (130 amino acids)
Source: RefSeq, a predicted model, not a curated record